Herpailurus yagouaroundi (jaguarundi) is the source of this 1317-nucleotide messenger RNA. RefSeq names its product tRNA-yW synthesizing protein 5 (gene TYW5). Gene Ontology annotation, molecular function: tRNA binding. The transcript is spliced from 8 exons. The coding region runs from base 79 to 1026 and encodes 315 amino acids. Gene Ontology annotation, biological process: wybutosine biosynthetic process. Lineage: Eukaryota; Metazoa; Chordata; Mammalia; Carnivora; Felidae. The record is from RefSeq and is a predicted model, not a curated record.
GUUUCCGGGCGGAUGGCGCGCUGACGGACGUGUUGGGCCAGGGUUCCUGGGACUUGAGCGGGAUAGGCGUGAGCGACCAUGGCCUGGCAGAGCAUCCCGGUAGCCCGGCUGGAGGGCGUUUCGCAGGAACAGUUCACGCAGCAGCUGUACCCGCAGAGAAAACCUCUAGUGUUGGAAGGAAUCGAUUUGGGGGCAUGUACAAGCAAAUGGACAGUGGAUUACCUGAGCCAAGUUGGAGGGAAAAAAGAAGUAAAGAUUCAUGUUGCUGCAGUUGCCCAGAUGGACUUCAUUAGUAAGAACUUUGUAUAUAGAACUUUACCUUUUGAUAAGUUGGUUCAAAGGGCAGCUGAAGAAAAGCAUGAAGAAUUCUUUAUUUCAGAGGAUGAGAAGUACUACUUACGGUCACUUGGGGAAGACCCUAGAAAGGAUGUUGCAGAUAUCAGAAAGCAGUUUCCUUUACUGGAAGGAGAUAUUAAGUUUCCAAAAUUUUUCAAAGAGGAGCAGUUCUUUUCCAGUGUUUUUCGAAUUAGCUCACCAGGAUUACAACUUUGGACCCACUAUGAUGUAAUGGAUAACUUCUUGAUACAAGUGACAGGAAAAAAACGUGUUGUACUAUUCAGUCCUCGAGAUGCCCAGUAUCUAUAUUUAUCAGGUACUAAAUCAGAAGUACUGAAUAUAGAUAAUCCAGACUUAGCUAAAUAUCCACUGUUUUGCAAAGCUAGAAGGUAUGAAUGUUCCCUUAAAGCUGGAGAUGUAUUAUUCAUUCCUGCUUUAUGGUUCCAUAACGUAAUCUCUGAAGAGUUUGGAGUGGGAGUGAAUGUUUUUUGGAAGCACCUUCCGUCUGAAUGCUAUGAUAAAACGGAUACCUAUGGAAACAAAGACCCUAUGGCAGCAUCAAGAGCUGCACAAAUUCUGGACAGAGCUUUAAAAACACUGUCUGAAUUACCAGAGGAAUACAGGGACUUCUAUGCACGGCGAAUGGUCUUACACAUUCAAGAUAAAGCCUAUAGUAAAAACUUUGAGUAAACAAUGAAGUGAAUGCAAUUAAUAUAAACUUUGCAAUACAGUUCAACUCAAAUAUUAGAAAAGUAUAACAUAUAAAAUAUUUUUUAAAGAUUGAUUCUUUGUUAAAAUAGGAAAGAUAAAUCAAUCUCAGACUUAUAGAUUAAAUAUGAAUUUGUAUUUAUAUGGUUUCUAUUUAAUACAGUAGGUUGAAAGAAUGUUGUACUGGGUGGGACCACUCUAGCUUUCCGAUGCAAAUAAUUAAAAAUCCAACUUAAAAUGACUUAAUAAAAUAGAUUGGUUGGCUCAAUCGGU